Paramacrobiotus metropolitanus is the source of this 1501-nucleotide messenger RNA. RefSeq lists its product as uncharacterized. The record is from RefSeq and is a predicted model, not a curated record. NCBI's taxonomy places the organism in Eukaryota, Metazoa, Tardigrada, Eutardigrada, Parachela, Macrobiotidae. The coding region runs from base 355 to 786 and encodes 143 amino acids. The transcript is spliced from 3 exons.
AAACAGAUGGCAGAUAUAAAUUUUUACAACACCGGAAAAGUUAUUAGUCAUUUCCAUUGGAUUUACGGUUCCGUUUUCAAAUCCCCUCACACUAUUCGAAUCUUGCUUGAUUUACAGAUUCAUUUAUUUCCAUCACAGAACGUUUUAUUCUUACACUUUUGAAUUAUAUUCGCAUGCCAUUAUAUCCUUCUAAUACAACCGUAUAUCCAUAUUGUCCAAAUCACUGUUGCAUAGUAUUGUCGUAUUGUCACAAUUAGGUUUUCUUAAAAGAUGAACACUUAAUAUUAACAUCGCCUAUGUAAGUUGGAAAUUGUUUGUAACAUUGGUAUCAGCCAAAAAAUUUUACGGAUAACCAUGAAUUCCUAUUUUUUUUCGCGCGCUAUAUCCUUGUAUACCAUUGCUUUGGUUAUCUGGAAUUUUUCGUUAUUACUCCCCGUGCACGGAAAGGGGAAAUUAUACCGGCAAAAUAAUUUGGCACAUAAAAUCGUCAACGAAGCAUGUAAUGAUGUUGGUGAAGUUGAAAGUAAGGAUCCAUGCCGCCCGAUGUGUGCAUGUAUCGAUGGGCGGUUAAUUUGUGCGGAAAUACUUUGUUCGAAAAAAGUGCCGGAUAGUUGUGCAAAGGUUACGCCAGUAACAAGAUGCUGUCCGUCUUAUGUUUGCUAUGAUGAUGAAGGUUCAUCGUUUAUGCGAUAUCCUUUACCGCGCGUGGUCGUUCCGACUGAAUUGCAAAUAUUCCAAGCAAAACAGCACGAUAAAAAAUCUGACAAAAGCGAAAAGCUGCUGUAAACCGCAAACCAUACAAUUUGUGGUAUACACCGAUUUUGCUAGCAUUGGUUAUUUUAUCGUGUAUACAUAGCCUACAUGUACAUAGAUCAUCAUCGGCCAUCAGCUGACGAAUCUUGGCAAUGAUUGCAUUCUUAUGUGAGAAGUAGGUCCACGCACACGGCUGCUACCGCCAAAGUCUAUUGUUUCAUACGAUUAUCAAAUUUGUUUGUGAUUUGCAUCACACGACAAUGCCAUUUAAUUUUAUGCCAAUUUUAUUUAUUGCCGACAAGGAGGCGCCGCCUAUGCAAAUUCGCCAAAGCGAGCGCACGGUGUGCGAUCACGCUCCAGGAGCCUGCACACACUUUCGGCCCUAAUUACAGCAUAGUAUCUGUUGACGUUCUUUCGGUGUGCGUGGUCUAAUAAUUUUUAUUAUAACCCAACUUUUAUUAAAGCAGGGCACAUAGUUAUCUUAACCCUUUGUUUAUAUAAUGCUUUAUUUGCUGAUCCUGCACAUAAAUACUGGUGACAGGUACAAAAUGCGAAGAAUUUGACCUUUCCUGUUAGUAUUAGAUGUGCUGUUAUUCACCCUUUUCUUGCAUAUUCAAAAGCGAAUAUCUGGUCAGAUAGGUGUUUAAACAAACGGCUUUUUAAUUGUACGGUUAAUAUUUUUUCAAUAGGAUAUGUUGUGCCAUAUUUGAAAUUGCUGGAAUUAAAUACCGGUGAAUCGGUUACCUUA